Messenger RNA from Debaryomyces fabryi, 276 nucleotides. RefSeq lists its product as uncharacterized. The coding region runs from base 1 to 276 and encodes 91 amino acids. Gene Ontology annotation, biological process: glucan catabolic process. Lineage: Eukaryota; Fungi; Ascomycota; Pichiomycetes; Serinales; Debaryomycetaceae. The record is from RefSeq and is a predicted model, not a curated record. The transcript has a single exon. Gene Ontology annotation, molecular function: beta-glucosidase activity.
AUGAUGCUCCAUUGUGUGAGAGGUGCGGAUUUUGACACUGCUUAUCCAGCUGCUUUAACAGUUGCAUCAUCAUUCAAUAAACAAUUAAUGUAUGAUCGUGCUGAUGUAAUUGUUUAUGAGUUCAAGUCGAAAGGUGUUGAUUUCUUUUCGAGGCCUGUCAGUGACCCAAUUGAUUAUAAAGCUCUUGUUUUUAGAGGCUGGGAAGGUUUCGGAGCCGAUCCAUAUUUGCAAGGUGAAGCAAUGAAAUAUACAGUUCAAGGAAUUCAAAAAAAAUAA